Jatropha curcas is the source of this 2208-nucleotide messenger RNA. Its product is annotated as CDT1-like protein a, chloroplastic. Gene Ontology annotation, biological process: regulation of DNA-templated DNA replication initiation; mitotic cell cycle; DNA replication checkpoint signaling. The record is from RefSeq and is a predicted model, not a curated record. Gene Ontology annotation, cellular component: nucleus. Lineage: Eukaryota; Viridiplantae; Streptophyta; Magnoliopsida; Malpighiales; Euphorbiaceae. Gene Ontology annotation, molecular function: DNA binding; DNA polymerase binding.
CUAACCCUUAACUUUUGAAGAAAGCUCUUUUCCCUCCGGCCUCACUCCCUUUCGAUUGGGUUCACUCUGGUUUCUACUCAGCUGUGUAAAAGCUUUUUAGCCGUUGAAAGUUUUCAAAUUCAAAAUUCCAACAGUUACAACUUAACUUACAGGUUCAAAAUUUCUGUUUGAAUCAAUUUUUCAUAUUGUCUUUCUGUCAAAAGCAUGGAUGGAUGCAGACAAAAUGUAUUGGACUCUAAUUCUAAAAAGGUGAUUGAUGCAAUUGAUAAAGCAACUGUUCAUUUUCCUUCCCCUCAAAAACUUGGGAUUGCUGGAAAUCAGAAUUGGGAAAGUAAAUUUGCAUCUCAGACUCCAGAGAAGACAAAUCAAUCUCUUAAUGCCAAACCCAAAGAGGCAGAAGUUGAGCUUCUGGAAAGGCAUAAGGCCAUCAUAGAACUCUUUGAUAGUAUGACUUGUUCAUUGAGAUUGCUUGGUCUGCGUAAAAAGUCGCCUACUUUUCAAAACAUUUGCACUCAGGUGGAAGUGUUAACUAGAAGGAAGUUCUCUUAUGGGCAUCUUGCACAGCUAAAAUAUUUACUUCAUGAAGCCAUACAAAUAGAUAAAAUUCUUGUGCAUGACAAGAAAACCCUAUGUAUGAAGCCAGAGAUGGAAAUUACACUGGUGUUUAAUGAGAUAGAAGGCCAUCAUGAGCAAUCCGAUUUCAUUGCUCUCCACCAACUAUUUGCUUCUAGGCUUACUAAUUACUUUACUGUGCAUCCUGAGGCUUGUGACAUUCCAGAGGCCAUAUUGCCAGAUCCUUUUAACCAAAGCAAAAGGACUGCCUUUGGGGGCGAGGUCAGUGACAUUCCAGAGGUCAAACUUCCUGAGCCCGUAAGCCAAAGUCAGACCUUUGCUACAGAGCAAUUGCUUGCAAAUGCUUCAACAGAAGAUCUACCUACUACAGUUGAAAGUGAACCACCAUCAAAAUCAUCCCAUAUGCACCCAUCUUUUAGUAGACACUUCUCUGAGAAGAUUAUUACUGAAAAAGACAAGACCCAACUAUUAACUUCUUCAGUUCCUUUAUCAUCUGUACCAUCCAAUAUGAAGAAUCAAGAUACUGAAAUUUCAAAAACAACAGAACAUCCUGAUCCAAGUUCCAAAUCUGAUAGUGAGACCAAUCUGAACACCAAAUAUGAGCAAGGAAAAGAAUCUCCUGGCACAAAUUCCACAUCUACCACCAUACAUCCUAUACUUGUUCAAGCAAUCAAUCCUCAAUUCUCUAUCGAUAACAAUGCAUGUGGAAGCCCCAUGUGGAAGCUUGCAUCAUCUGCUGAUAAUUUAAUGGUAGAAACACCUGCACAGUCAACUCCAAAGAGGGCAACGCCACUUAGUGAUGAUAACCACAAGAGUGUGGCCAGCCAAAAGCAGGCAUCAUCAUCUUGUACGGCUGCAAAGAGGUCUUUAGAUUUCUCAUUAUUGGAAGGUAAUGAGUCAGCAUGCUGUGAAUUUUUACCGGACAACAUCUCUCAAACUGUAGAUGGUUCUUCUGCAAUACUUCAAAAGGUUGACGAGAGCUUUGGCUGUGACACUGAGGAACUCAAGAUGAGUCCGUCAGAUUUCUUGCAUCAGCAGAUAUCUGUUUACUUGCCUAGACUGGUUUCACUGAUUCACCGCAUAUUCCAGUCUGUCAACUACUCUACAAUCACAAAGGAGGAACUUGUGCACAAGAUAAUCGUAAAUAGUUUUGAUUUUGAUGAAAGAAGGCAAGUUGAAGAGCAGAUUGAGAUUCUUGAAAAGCUGGUUCCAGACUGGAUUUGCAUGAAGCUUGCACCUAGUGGAGAUGUUUUGUACUGUAUCAAGAAAGCGUCAGAUUUGAACUCUGUUCAGUCCAGGGUUGCCAUGAUUAAGAGCAAUUAGAGGUCAUUGGUUAUAAUUGCUGAGCUAUCUUAUUAGAGGAUGAUGAACUUUACAUUGAUGGAGCAGAAUUUUAAGGUUAGGAAGGAAGACCUCCCUUUUGGAAUCCAAAAAACCUGGGUGAUUUCCUCUCCAUCAUCCAUCACUAAUUUGAAUUACUAUUUUUUUGUUUUAAUCAAAGAAAUGCAAUUUUAGAAACUAUUUGCUUGUUGUAUAAAAUGUAUUUGCAUUUACAUUUUGAAUUAUGUAAAUAUUUGGCUAUGUAAGCUCAAACUUUCAAUAAAAAAAACUUUACGGCUUCCUUAACUUUGUAAA